AGUUGAAGAAUGGACUUUUGGAAUCUGACCAUCAAAAUUAUUUUCUUGUCAGAAACUACAACUGGAAUUUUGGGAAAUUUCUCUCUUCUUUACUACUACUUAAUCCAGUGUGGAGAAUGCAUAUUAAAACCCACAGAGUUAAUUCUCACACACCUAAUGGCAGCCAAUGUCUUGACUAUUCUUUCUGCAGGAGUGCCACACACAAUGGCAGCUUUUGGUUUGAAGCAAUUUUUAAAUGAUUGUGCAUGCAGAUUAGUUUUGUUUAUUGAAAGAGUUGGUCGGAGUGUGUCCAUUGGCAUCACCUGCCUGUUGAGUGUCUUCCAGGCCAUGACCAUCAGUCACAUGCAAUUUUGUUGUAAGGAUCCAAGAGUCAAAUCUCCUAAGUACAUUGGCAUCUCUAUUGCUCUCCUAUGGAUCUUGUACAUGUUGAUACAUUUCGUUUACUUUGUGUACCCGUUCAUCAAAAGGAAUUGUAAAAAUGUGACCAGAAAACGAGAUUUUGGAUACUGCUUCAUUGCAGGGCAGAAUGAAAUCAGCAACUCACUCUAUGUAGCAUUAGUGGUGUGCCCUGAAAUAUUCUUUUCUUUUCUUAUGGCCUGGUCCAGUGGCUCCAUGGUUGUCAUUCUAUACAGACACAAACAUAGGGUUCAACAUAUCCAUAGCACUUGCAGUUGCAGAAGAACCUCCCCUGAGUCCAGAGCCAUCAAGAACAUCCUGGUCCUGGUGUUUAUUUUUCUGGCUUUUUAUACUCUGUCCUCUAUCUUACAAGGCUGCAUAGCUCUAUUGUAUAAUCACAUUUGGUGGCUGGUGAAUAUCACUAACCUGACUUCUCUGUGUUUUCCCUCCUUUGCACCCUUGGCGGUUAUGAAUUAUUACUGCAGAGUACCGAGACUCAGUUUGGUAAGGAUAAGGAAUACAAAUUGA
Messenger RNA from Phodopus roborovskii (desert hamster), 924 nucleotides. Its product is annotated as vomeronasal type-1 receptor 4. The record is from RefSeq and is a predicted model, not a curated record. Gene Ontology annotation, biological process: G protein-coupled receptor signaling pathway. Gene Ontology annotation, molecular function: pheromone receptor activity. The transcript has a single exon. The coding region runs from base 10 to 924 and encodes 304 amino acids. Gene Ontology annotation, cellular component: membrane. Lineage: Eukaryota; Metazoa; Chordata; Mammalia; Rodentia; Cricetidae.